AUGAUCGAUUCAGUUCGAUUUCUGAUCGAAAACUGGGAAAACAUCGGAAAUUCGUUGCUCUACAAAUUCAAGGACCAAAAAUUCCUGCUAGCUGCUUUAAAGGGUCUUCGGAAUGGAUUGGUAUAUGGAGUUCGAAUUCGUGCGCCACACGCCUUGGUGAUGGUGUUCCUGUUCGGAGAGGGAACUGUGCUCGAAAAACUGCUCACCAUCUUCCGGCUCACCAAAACACACGCAUUGAACCUUGCCAAAUUCGUCUUCUCCUACAAAUUCCUCCAAGGAGCUCUAUCCGAAAUGGAUGGCAAGAAAAAAGAGUGGCAUAGUGCGGCGGCGGCGUUUGUCAUGGGCUACUAUGUGUUCGGAGAGAACAAUGCGGUUAACAUGCAGAUCAACUUGUACUUGCUAUCCCGUGUCGUGGUAGGGCUCACCAAACUAGCUGCCAAUGAAGAAAUCAUUCCUCAGCCAAACUUCCCGGUGUUCCCUUGGUUUGCCGCGGCGGUUUGGGGUCUGGUCCUUUGGCUGUUCGAAUUUCAUCCUACAGUACUCCAAGGAUCUCUACAAAAAUCCAUGACCUAUUUGUACCAUGACUCGAACUUUUGGACUGAUAUUAAGACUUUCUUGUUGAGAAACAAGUAG
This is a messenger RNA of Caenorhabditis briggsae, 633 nucleotides long. Bases 1 to 633 code for a protein of 210 amino acids. Gene Ontology annotation, cellular component: peroxisomal membrane. The record is from RefSeq and is a predicted model, not a curated record. The transcript is spliced from 5 exons. Lineage: Eukaryota; Metazoa; Nematoda; Chromadorea; Rhabditida; Rhabditidae.